AUGGCUGUUCAGGGACUGGACCAGACGAUCCUUCGGGAUCCAGCUCUUUUUUACUGGAUCUUGAUUCCUAUUACGAUUGUCAUGAUACUGACUGGUAUCCUCCGCCAUUAUGCAACCGUACUGAUGAACUCUCCCCCGAAACCCGCCCAAACACUUCUCGACUCCCGCGAACGCUUAUCCUUAAUCCGCGGCGUGAAUCUGCGCAACAACGCAUCCGCCGUGCUUACCCCCGAAGGCUUCGAAGCGCGCAAGGAGUAUCUAGUCAACGCAUACCAGACCGGCGCGUUUUUGAAAGACCCAGAGAGCCGUGGCCAGCCGCCCGCAAACCCCAUGUCUGACCCCGCCGCGAUGGAGGGUAUGAUGGGGAUGAUGAAGGGGAAUAUGAUGAUGAUGAUCCCGCAAACAUUGAUUAUGAGCUGGAUAAAUGCGUUUUUCUCUGGCUUCGUUAUAUUGAAAUUGCCUUUCCCCCUUACUAUUCGAUUCAAGUCAAUGCUCCAGUCUGGUGUUGCGACCCGCGAUCUUGAUGUUAGAUGGGUAUCUAGCUUGUCGUGGUAUUUCCUGAACUUGUUUGGUCUUCAGUCAAUCUUUGGGUUUAUACUCGGUGCAGACAAUUCUGCCAACCAAAUGGCUCAACAGAUGGCAAUGUCUAAUCCAGCAGCCGGUGCCAAUCCCUUCCAGCCAGGAGCCGACCCUGACAAGAUGUUCAAAAGCGAGGCUGAGAAUUUGGAAGUUAUGGAGUACUUUAGCGUUCUCGAUGGCAUAGAGGAGAGAGUUUUGCAUAACUGGAGCUCAUAG
Talaromyces proteolyticus is the source of this 795-nucleotide messenger RNA. RefSeq names its product DUF850 domain protein. Gene Ontology annotation, cellular component: EMC complex; membrane. The coding region runs from base 1 to 795 and encodes 264 amino acids. The transcript has 5 exons. Gene Ontology annotation, biological process: protein folding in endoplasmic reticulum. NCBI's taxonomy places the organism in Eukaryota, Fungi, Ascomycota, Eurotiomycetes, Eurotiales, Trichocomaceae. The record is from RefSeq and is a predicted model, not a curated record.